AGAAAUGCUGAGGCCCUCAGUUACGCAGUCCGCAGAAGUUUGUUCUGUGAGCCCUGAGAAACCGCUCUGAGGAUCCUGGAUUGAGGAGGCCAAUUUAUAGCUGCUCUACUUCCCCUUAACGGCUUCUUGGCCUAAACUCAAAUCAUCAUGUCGUCUCCUCUGUGCUGGGCGGCGACGACCAGCGCGGUGUCUAGUCAGGAGCAAGUUUCAGCGUCCUCUUCCAAACCCAAGGGCAAUAAAGUUCAGGCCCAUCACCCCAGAGGCAAGGCUUUGGGCCAGGCACAGGCCUGGCCCCGACCCCAUUCCAAAGUGGGAGCCUUCCACUACCAUUCGGUGAAGUCUUCUGUGCACGCACAGAUUCUUGAAUUACAAAGGAAGAUCCAACUGUUAGAGGGUGACCGGAAAGCAUUUUAUGAGAGCUCCCAGUGGAACAUCAAGAAAAACCAAGACACCAUCCACCAGCUUCAGGAGGAGACAAAGGCUCUCCAAGCCCAGCUGAAGGACCUGCUGCAGGGAGAUUCAAAAGUGGUCCUUGAAAUACUUCAGGAAUGGAAGUCAGAGAAGCCACACCUUAAGGACAAGACCUGCAAGCAGGCUCUGGAGCACCUGGAGCACCAGCUGAGGGAGAAGGUGAACCAGCUGAAUGCCCUGCGACACCAGGUGACACUGCGGCAGAAACGGCUAGAGGAGCUGAAGCUGCAGCACAGCCUGCGCCAGCUGGAGAUAGAUGAAGUGCAAGACAGCAGCACAGAGGUGGCCAAGACCAUGCGCAACCUGGAGAAUCGUCUGGAGAAGGCACAGAUGAAGGCAGAAGAGGCUGAGCACAUUACCAGCGUGUACCUGCAGCUCAAGUCUUACCUCCAGGAAGAAAGUCUCAACUUGGAGAACCACCUAGACUCCAUGGAGGCUGAGGUGGUGAAGACCAAACAUGAGGUAGAAGAAUUGAACAUGAUGAAUCAAGAGGCUCUCAAUGCCCGGGACAUUGCCAAGAACCAGCUGCAGUAUCUCGAGGAAACUGCUAUCCGAGACCGCAAGAAGCGUGAACACUACAUAACCAGUUGCAAGAAGCGCGCAGAAGAGAGGAAACUUCAGAAUGAGCGCAUGGAGCGCAAGACACAGCGGGACCACAUGCUGGUGCAGUCUGAAGAUAUAGUGCAGGACCACCUGCGCAACAAAGAGCAGGAGCUGAAACAGCGCUGGAGCAUGUACCAGAUGGAGGUGAUGUUCGGCAAGGUCAAGGAUGCCACUGGAGUGGCUGAGUCUCACGCAGUAGUGCGGCGGUUCCUGGCCCAGGACGAGAUCUUCACGCAGCUGGAGACUCUCAAGAAGGACAACGAGCAGGCGUUGGUGAGGCUGAAGGACGAGAAGCAGCGACUCCAGAGGGAGCUGGAAAACCUCAAGUACUCAGGGGACGCCACCGUGGUGAGCCAGCAGAAGCGCCGUGACGAGAUGCAGGAGUCCCUCCGUACCGAGGAGCAGCGGCGCCGCGAUGUCCAGGAGCGACUGGAGCGCACUUCACGGGUCCUGCAGACAGCCAAGGACAGCCUGGAGCACCUAGCCAACAAGCUGAACCACAUCGAGGUGGAUGACAGCUCUUUGGCAGGAAAGAAGUUAGAUCCGGAUGCAGAGGACUACCUAUCUAACUUGCUGGUACUAGUAGAAGAAAAGCUGCUGAAACUACAGGGGCAGAUUGAGAGCCACGAUGUGCCAGAAAUGUUACGCCACAUGACGGAUCGUGAGUUCCUGGCCACCUUAGAAGGAAAACUGCCCCUCUACAACACCCGCAUCCUUCUGCCGGUAGCCAGCAUCAAGGACAAGUUCUUCGAUGAAGAGGAGAGUGAGGAGGAUGACCACAACAUGGUGACCCGGGCUGCCUUCAAGCUCCGUUCCCAGAAGUUAAUUGAAACCCGCAGCAAGAAACGGAGUAGAUCCCGCAGGCCCUAGAUGCCUAGUGAAAUGUCCACUCGAUGCCUCCAGGCCUCUAGGGAGCCCCUCCAGACUCCUCUGGGUCCAGCUAUGGGUGUUUGGGGGGGGGCAUGAGGUCCCUUCAAGGGCUGGAGCAGUGAGCAAAGCAGACCAAUUCUGCUGGGAGGAGAGGGAAAGGUGGGGCCAGAUGUUCCCGCAGUAAAUCUCCCAAGGCUGGUCAGCACCAGCCUCAGAAUUGUGCAAUAAAGGUCACAGACCAGA
Nannospalax galili (Upper Galilee mountains blind mole rat) is the source of this 2187-nucleotide messenger RNA. It is a transcript of the gene Odad3, whose product is annotated as coiled-coil domain containing 151. Gene Ontology annotation, biological process: outer dynein arm assembly; cilium movement. The transcript has 13 exons. Lineage: Eukaryota; Metazoa; Chordata; Mammalia; Rodentia; Spalacidae. Gene Ontology annotation, cellular component: cilium. The record is from RefSeq and is a predicted model, not a curated record. Bases 148 to 1944 code for a protein of 598 amino acids.